Molecule: messenger RNA, 604 nt
Organism: Ceutorhynchus assimilis (cabbage seed weevil)
Lineage: Eukaryota; Metazoa; Arthropoda; Insecta; Coleoptera; Curculionidae
Source: the annotation of a GenBank genome assembly
UUUAAAUUUGACAAUCAGCUGUUCUCUGGAACUUAUUGUUGUUAUUUUGGUUUAAAUUUUUUUACAAAAUUAUGGUUGAAUCUUGUUCUGCCAUCAAUUGCACAAAACGCAGAAAAAAAGGGGUAAAAUUAAAGUUUCACAGAAUCCCAAAAGACCCCAACUUUCGGCAAGCCUGGCUACAAGCUUUGGGCCGUAUGAAUUUUCAUCCUACAGAACGAAAAGUCGUCUGCGAAAACCACUUUACCGAAGACGACUACGAAAUAAACUCGCACGGCAAUAGGGUCCUAAAAAAAGGCGCAGUACCUUCAAUUUUUAACAUCAGUUACCAAACAAUGCUAACUGAAAUCAGGACAGUUGAACCAGGCAUUGAAAUCACCGUACCGAUAAUCAAACACGAAAUAACUUUGGCAGAGAAAAAAGAAAGAAUGCUUAAAAAUUUAUAUAGAAUUGUACACAGCAUCAAUACAGAUGAAGAGUUUGAGGCCCUAGAAGGCGUUGCCACUUCAAUGGAGCUGACAUUGAACGCUAUACAAGAAGGAUACGCUAGUUAACACACCAAAUAUUCAAUUAUUAUUAUUUAUUAAAUAUAUUAUUAUAGUCUUAA